CCGUCAUCGUCUCGGAAUAUCUUCAUCUGCCGAUUUUCUAGAUUAGCCUUGCGCUAUACAAGCUAUCGCGACGAAACCCGACCUAUAUAAUAGUAUAUAAUAGUAUAUAAUAGUAUAUGUCUAAUGCAGCCGCAGAAUCAGUUCAGAGAGGUUACCCAACACACCGCGACAAGAAAGGAAAAUGGCUGAUCGCAAGCUGUCUGAGGCAGCUCCCGCUCCCUCAAAAAUCACUAUCCCAAUUGCUUCAUUUCGUAAGUUUAUGGGCCGAUUGAUGCGACGAGACUAUCGCUAAUGCGAAUUUGUUUGCAGCUACACAUAAUUCACCACGAGUCUGGUUUUUGACGUCCUCGUUGUCGCCAUUGGCAGUACGCCUGAUCCGAUUAUUGUUGGCGCAUGGCGAUUAUGUGGCAGCUGGUCUUCCUCCCUCAGAAAUCGCCGACGAUGAGCGAAGUUCCGAGUUUCGAGAACUGAUCAAUGAGUGCAGAAGCACGAGAAAAGAUAGGGAAGGGUGGAAAGACCGAAUACGCGGUAUCAGGUGCGAUGGCAGAGUAAUGGGCCAAUGUGGUGCAGCGGUCGCAGAAGCUGUGGAUGUGUUUGGACGAAUCGACAUUCUCCUAUGUUGCACGUCAGAAGGUAAUACCUCCUAUUCUAACUCUACAAAGCGUCUCUAAUAGUUUUGCCAGCGGUUGUCGGUACGGUUGAAGAAUUGUCUACCUCAGCAGCAACACAAAAUCUCGUUCGCGACCAAUUCGAAACCAUUUUCUUUGGUCAAGUAAACUUUAUCAAAGCCACCCUUCCACUCCUUCGAGAACGACACAAUGGUCAUAUAAUGAUUCUCACCGGGAUAGGAGGACACAUUGGCACCCCAGGGAUGCCAAUGUACUGCGCUUCAACCUGGGCACUGGAAGGCUACUGCGAUUCUCUAGCCUAUGAAAUAGCACCCUUCAACAUCAAACUCACCAUCGUCCAACCAAACAAAGAAAUCGGAGUUCUUACCAAUAAGAUUAUAUUUGCACCUCAAUUACCACAGUAUGAGAGUCAUAACAACCCGGCCCCAGGAUUGAGAGACAUCCUCACCAAUGUGGUAAACAUGCAUCCGGAAACACGGAUCAGUGACCCUAUGGGAACACCAGGGUCAGGGAAUCCAAGAUCCGUUGAUGAAGAGGGGAAUGCGAAUCACCUUGGUCCCAUACAAUCUCGUUUCCCUCGCCUCCCAAGUGAAGCCCGAGAUUGUUUGGUUAUGGAAACAGUACAUGCCCUCACGGCAAUUGGAGGCCACGAAAAUCCACCUGCAAGACACAUAGUCGGUUUCGAAGGCGUAGCCAGUGUCAAGGAAAAACUGAAAACGGUAAGUGAGGAAUUGGAGGAUUUUGUGGAAGUAAGUUGUGCCGUGGAUAUAUUUGCCAGUGAUGUUGGAAGAGCUGCGUUGGGAGGCGAAAAAGCUGAGCCCGGCUCUACUGGUGCUGGGAGAGGUUCUUCGGUGGGUUAAGACGUGU
Hymenoscyphus albidus is the source of this 1496-nucleotide messenger RNA. NCBI's taxonomy places the organism in Eukaryota, Fungi, Ascomycota, Leotiomycetes, Helotiales, Helotiaceae. The record is from the annotation of a GenBank genome assembly.